CGUUUCAUCACUUCUUCCUCUAUUUCCCCCUACUCUCCUUCACCCCCUUCUCUAUCCCUCUUUUUCUCCCCUACUUCAUUUUCCGGAUCCCUCUCUACCUCCCCUCUUCCUCUUCCUCCAUCAUCCCUUCCUCCCCUCUUCAUCCCCUUCCUCAUCCCUCCUUUAAUACCCCUUAAUCUUCCUUUUACUCCCCUUCGCUUCCGCUUCCACUUCCUUCCUUCCGAUCGCCAUGAGUGACCCAGGCGCCUUCGCCGACGCCUGGCGCGCGCAGUUCUCCGACACAGAGCCGCCGCCGUCCAUGGCGCCGCUGCGGUCAGUGGCCGAAAUCCAAGGGGAGCUUGACCGCUGCAAGGCCUCCAUCCGCCGCCUGGAAACGGAGGUCAGCAAGGAGCGCUUCCGCAUGAUCUACCUCCAGACGCUCCUUGCCAAGGAACGCAAGAGCUACGACCGGCAAAGAUGGCGGCCGUUCGGCGCGAAAGGCGACGACGGCGAUGACGAGGAGGAAGCCGCUUCGGCCAAUGACGCGCCAGAGAUGCCUCGGAACAAGAACGCAGCGCAGAUUGCCUCUGCCGUUACGGGAGCAGCGCUGUCCCCGUGCGCAAAGGACGCCACCGCGGCGCCAGAGAAGCCCUUCUACGUAAACCUGGAGUACCACCGCGAGAAAGGACUGGUCAAGAUCAACGACAAGGAGGUCUCUGACCACCUCAGCGUCCUGGGCUCUCAGGCCAUGCAGAUGGACGCACGCAAGAAGCGGCCGGUCAGGGGACGUUCCGCCGAUGUCACUGCCGCCGCGGCAUUCAGUUACGACGGUGACUACGAAGACGCCGAGCUCAACCCGCGUUUCCUGAGGGACAACCUCUUGACCGACGGCAAUGGCAGCGGGCGUGACUUCCAGCCAUAUCAAAGUGUCUACGUGGGCGGCUUAAUGGCGGACGGAAGGAACGCCGCGCCACCGCCGCUCUUGCGCAGCUGCGCCAUCGUCGAGUCAGAGAAGCCCAGCCUGACGUGGCCGCGGAGGUCCUACUCGCCGCGCGGUUUCGAAGACGGCGGCGGCUACACACCAGACUGCAGCUCGAAUGAGAACCUGACAUCCAGUGAGGAGGACUUCUCCUCCGGACAGUCCGGCCGCGUCUCGCCCAGCCCCACCACCACCGCGGGACCGCCACAUUUAUACGGGCGCAAGAAGACGCGUUCGCCAUCGCAGAACUCGCAGCAGUCGUUUGAUAGCAGUGGCGGCAGCCCGCCAACGCCACAGUCACAAAAGCGGCAGCGCCACCCGCGACGUGUAACCACCGCUGCGUUGGAAGCCGCCAUUGGCGUCCGGAAGUUAGUGCAGAUAUGGCCGCCGGAGGGCAGUGGUUUACAAGGGGACCCAGGUGAGGACUUACUUCGUUCCCAAACCGGUAGGAACGCUGCCCAUGCAUGCGCAAAUUGCGCUGUUCCGCCAUCAAUAAUAAUGAUACUAAUUACUAUUAAUUAAUUAAUAACUGACCAGACCAAUCGCAGCCUAUUCUGCAAAAGCCCAGUUCUGUGACGCAGCGGCGGAAAAGGCCAAUACGAUCCUUGGUUGCAUUUAAAAAGGCUUCUUUAGCCUCCAAAUCGAAGGGAGCUUGUCUUUGUGGUCAGUUGCGCAGUGGUCAGUACAAGGAGGACAGAAAAGGCUGGAGGGGAUGACCCUUGUGAACCGGUCAGACCCGUUACGUAUUUUGGGUCGGAACAGUAAUCUCAUUUUGACCCUGUUCUGGUUUGGUGAGAUUCUUCUCGGGUUUCAGGUCUGAGUUCGAGUUCUCCCACAUCUCCUCUCAGGUAUAUCACCUGUCUAAUUAACCAGCGGAGUUUUAAUUUGAUUUAAUUAAAACCCUGCGGUCAGUGCCUUGACCAGAA
Sceloporus undulatus (fence lizard) is the source of this 1884-nucleotide messenger RNA. RefSeq names its product breakpoint cluster region protein-like. The transcript has a single exon. Lineage: Eukaryota; Metazoa; Chordata; Lepidosauria; Squamata; Phrynosomatidae. Gene Ontology annotation, cellular component: membrane. Gene Ontology annotation, molecular function: GTPase activator activity; protein serine/threonine kinase activity. Gene Ontology annotation, biological process: signal transduction; positive regulation of GTPase activity; protein phosphorylation. The record is from RefSeq and is a predicted model, not a curated record. Bases 230 to 1480 code for a protein of 416 amino acids.